Triticum dicoccoides is the source of this 1208-nucleotide messenger RNA. RefSeq names its product GDSL esterase/lipase APG-like. The annotation marks the transcript as partial. Lineage: Eukaryota; Viridiplantae; Streptophyta; Magnoliopsida; Poales; Poaceae. The record is from RefSeq and is a predicted model, not a curated record. Gene Ontology annotation, molecular function: hydrolase activity, acting on ester bonds. The transcript has 5 exons. Gene Ontology annotation, cellular component: apoplast.
UGCUUGCUGCUCCUGGCUAUCUUCCUUUUGACGCAGCCAACGGGGCAGAGCAGCGAGGAAGGGCCGGCAGUUCCGGCGCUGAUGGUGUUCGGCGACUCGCUGGUGGAUGUAGGCAACAACAACUACAUCUUCACCAUCGCAAAAGCCAACUUCCCUCCCUAUGGCAGGGACUUCAAAGACCAUGUCGCCACAGGAAGGUUCUGCAACGGCAAGCUGCUUAUCGAUUUCAUAGCUGAAAAGGUUGGGUUCGAUGGCUCUCCGCCAGCAUAUCUCAGCCCAGAAGCAUCAGGACAGAACCUUCUUCUUGGAGCUAACUUUGCGUCUGCUGCAUCUGGCUACAAUGGCCAUGGGACUCUGAUUAGAGCCAUCUCUGUCUCUCAACAAUUGAAGUACUUCAAAGACUACCAAGCUAAGCUGGCGGUGGUGGCUGGGAGCAGCCAUGCUCGCUCCAUCAUUCGGGGCUCACUCUACAUCAUCUGCGCCGGUUCAUGUGACUUUGUCUACAACUAUUACAUCAACCCUUUCCUCGACAUGAACCAAACCGCUGAACAAUUCUCAGACCGCCUCGUCAGGAUGUUCAACAACAGUGUGACGCAACUUUACGACAUGGGAGCCCGACGCAUCGGCGUGUUCUCCCUGCCACCCUUUGGUUGUUUUCCCAUGGCGAUCACGUUGUAUGGUCAUGGGAGGAGCGGAUGUGUGGCUAGGCUCAACAACGACGCCCAGUAUUACAACAUGAAGUUGAAAGCUGCUGUUGACUCACUAUCAAAGAAGUACCAUGAUCUCAAGAUUGUGGUUCUCGACAUGUAUACACCUUUCUACAACCUCGCUACCUCUCCUGUAUCGCGAGGGUUCACCGAGGCGAAGCGGGCCUGCUGUGGCACAGGGACGGUGGAGGCGUCAAUCCUUUGCAACCCCCUGUUACCUGGGACUUGUCCGAGCGCACAUACAUAUGUGUUCUGGGACGUUUGGCAUCUGUCAGAGGCAGCAAACAAAGUUAUUGUGGACUCUCUCGUAGAUGAAAUCAACAACCUGGUUGCAUAAACCCACUAGAUUGUACAGUAGACAUGCAGGCUUGAUGCUACAUUGCUUCAAGUAUCCAGAAAGAAAAUAAUAGCGGUGGACUAUGAUGUGAAAAGGGCAUCAACAUUCACCUUGCAUACCAUGUCAAGAGGUUGUGGUUUAAUUAAGCAUCCAUUUUUUUACUA